UUCGGAUUCAUUUUGCAUUGCUGCUCUUGCUUGGUUGGUUAGCAGGGGAGCUAUGAAUAGCGUCUUCAGCGAGCAGAUACUCGCUGACAAGCUGUCCAAGCUUAACAGCACCCAGCAAUGUAUUGAAACUUUAUCACAUUGGUGUAUAUUUCACCGGAGCAAAGCAGAACUGGUUGUAGAAACAUGGAAUAAACAAUUCUUCAAUUCAGAGACAGCUCAGAGGGUUCCUCUUCUGUAUCUUGCAAAUGACAUCCUGCAGAACAGCAAACGCAAAGGAAAUGAAUUUGUAACUGAGUUUUGGAAGGUUAUUCCUGCAGCACUUAAAGAUGUUCUUGAGAAAGGUGAUGAUCAAGCAAAGCAGGUGGCAUCUAGGGUGCUUGACAUAUGGGAGCAAAGGAGAGUGUUCAGAUCUCAGGCACACAACCUUAAAGCUGUAGUACUUGGAGAAGAUGCACCUCCACCAUUGGAAAUCAACAAAAAGCGAUCCCGUAAUGUGAAAAUUGUGAAAAGGGAUUCUCGCUCCAUUAGAACGAAAUUGUCCAUUGGAGGUACAGCAGAAAAAAUAGUCUCAGCAUUUGAUAUGGUGCUCAAUGAACCACCUGAUGAAGACGCAGAGAUGAGUAAAUGCAAGUCUGCUGUUCAUCGUGUGAGAAAGAUGGAAAAAGAUGUUGACACUGCAUGUGCUGUUGCAAAGGAUCCCAAGCGAGAAACUUUGUCUAAGGAACUAGAGCAGCAAGAAAAUAUUUUGAAACAGUGUGUUGAAAGUCUUAAAUUAAUUGAAGCAAGUAGAGCAGCACUUGUAUCUCAGUUGAAAGAAGCUUUGCAUGAGCAGGAAUCUGAACUGGAGAAUGUUCGAACUCAAAUUCAGGUAGCACAAGCACAGGUAGAAGAGGCUAGCUCCAUGCGAAAGCGACUUGACAAUGAAGAUAUUUUAUAUAAAGCAUCAACUGCAAUGACUUCAGUUACCAAUGCAAAUGUAAAAUUAGAAGCAGCAACUAAGAGGUCAGCUGCUGCGAUUGCUGCUGAGGUUGCCGAUAAGCUAGCAGCUUCUUCAUCCUCUCAAUUGAUCAUGAGUUCUGUACUCUCAUCAUUUGCAGCAGAAGAGGCCAAAAAUGCUGGUCUAGCUUCCGAGUCCACUCCACCUGAGAAAUCAAUACCUACAUCAGAUCGAAAUGUAUUUAUGACCUCACAACAGUUACUCGCCACUCAAACUCAGUCAUAUCCUUCAGUUGUGGUACCACAACCCACCACCCUAAAUCCAGCUACCGCAUCACAAGGUCAAUAUCAGAUGAUACAAAAUCCCCCCUCCCAGCAAUAUUUGCAGUCAACAGUAGGCAUUGUCGCUCCUCCUUAUGCCUAUGGUAGCGUCCCACCAUUGCCACCAGGACCACCCCCACCCCAUAUGAUGGGGUCAAUGGUUCCUAUGUCGCAUCAGACACUGCAAAUAAGUCAGCAACCCCCAGCACCUAUAACUCAGCAUCUUCCCGUACAUAUGCCUCAGCAAGCCCCAGCACCACAUGGUUUCCAACCACUUCAACCACCUGGAAUGGUGUACUAUGGUAAUCAUCAACAUUCUAUGUGAGAAUAGCAAUAGUAAAACUGUAAUCAAAAUUGAUCUCUGAAAUAAAUUUGGAUUCUUAAUUUAUUGAUGGCUGGUGUUGAGCUGGCAAAUAGUUGGGGGGAAAUCUAUGAAAUGGCAUUAUGGCACCCUGGUCCCCGGGAUUAGAAGGGAGUGUAUCUAACUGCAACAUUCUAAAUUUGCUAAACAACUUCAUCCAAGACUGAUAGGAGACGCCCCAUCAUGAACAAAAAAUAUUUAAGAGAUCUCAAUACAAAUUUUGAUGAUGAUGUACUUUACUGUAUAUACUGAUGAGGAGACCAAUCAAUCAUGCCGCGGCCUUUGAUUCAGCCAUAGUAAUCCCUUGAUAAAAUAAUCCCCAGGUAUAGAUUUUUAUUUGAUUUGAUCCCGUUCUCCUGUGUAUUUGUUUAGCUAUGUUAUCAAGUUUUUCAAUUUUGAAAUGAUGUAUUUGACAAACAUGAGCCAACUUUUUGCUAUUCUACCACAAGAGAUUAGAAUUAGAAUUAAAAUUUAUUAAAUUCUGAUGUUAUUUUCUUA
Arachis ipaensis is the source of this 2116-nucleotide messenger RNA. Its product is annotated as ENTH/VHS family protein. Gene Ontology annotation, molecular function: RNA polymerase II complex binding. Gene Ontology annotation, biological process: mRNA 3'-end processing. Lineage: Eukaryota; Viridiplantae; Streptophyta; Magnoliopsida; Fabales; Fabaceae. The record is from RefSeq and is a predicted model, not a curated record.